GCCGCGCCCAUUCUACCGUUGCCGUUUCGCUAUCGGCCCCGACAGUAGACUUUCAUUUCUUCUUCGAAGGAUGUAUUCCUUCUGUGUCUUCCUUCCACUUGCUGCGUAAUGGCUGCCCAGCGCAGUGCAUGUUAAGACGCUUGAUUUACAGUGUCGGGCUGAUUAUUAGCCUAAAAAACGCGGAGGUCGGUAAGGUCAACAACUUUGUUUACGUUACUGCCGAUGGAACGCCUUAUCGCGAUUCGUCGCUGCUGCCAAGGAUCGCCGAAGGAUUAUCCCAGGUAACGCUGCCGAUGUCCAGGCUACUACAGGCUGUCAUCACAUUCACCGUCAUUUGAGCCUCUGAAGCAUGGCUGUGUCAUCAAGGUAUCUCCUCCUGUUCCUGUCGUCGUGUGCACUCGCCAUUUCCUUUGGCGUGGCAGACGAUUUCGACAAAGGGAACCGGUGUGGCUGCUUCAACCGGACAAUGGCCGAAGGCGAAUACCACUGGACUUGCACGGGUGACGGGGAGCUGACGCAGCUCCACGCGUGCUUCGUCCGGGCACCGGAGAGUGCACCCCACGGCCUGACGCUGCGAAAUGUCAGCGCACCCGUACUCACGGUGGGCUCGACCCGGUUUGUGGCCAGGCUGGAGUCCCUGUCGCUGCAUGAGUGUCGUUUCAAGGAGCUCAACCUGGAGGGAGCCAGCAGCCUAACGUCGCUGAACUUGGCAUUCAAUCAGCUGCAGGCUGUCGACAAGACUUGGUUCGCACCACUGGCGAAUCUGAGGCAGCUCAACCUCUCGCACAACUUGCUGACUACCCUGCCGGCAGGCCUGACUGAAAACCUGAAGGCGUUGGACACGUUGGACCUAUCACACAACCAUUUCCCAAAACUCAGCACGCACUGGUUCAGCGAGGGCUCGCCCCUGCAGCACCUGAACGUGUCCGACAACAAGCUGGAGCACGUGGCUGUUUCGAGCACCGAUGCGUCGACACUCUUUGGUGGACAUCUGAUGGCACUCCGCACGCUGGACCUUUCGAGGAACCAGUUGCAUUCAGUGCCAGGGCUGGAGAAGCUGGAAAAACUGAAGUGGUUGUGGCUCAACCAGAACCACCUCACCACUCUUCCGCCACACGCGUUUGCCAACAACGCAGUGCUGGAACACUUCUCCCUCUCCGGUAAUCCAUGGCACUGCGACGACGAAUUUGCUAAGCACCGAAACAACUUGCUGCAUUCGCUCACCGCACGAGUGGCCAAUCACGGACCGGGCAUUGAGCUCCACGACGUCAGCAUCACCGAGUGCGCCUCACCGCCUCAGUGGAAGGGCCGCAACCCAUUCCUGUUUGGCUUUGCUCUCUGUGACCGAUGCGCAUGCAACACGUCCGAGUCGCUCACCGUGGACGUCAACUGUACGGGACGAGGCCUCGAAGAGUUGCCUUUGAAUCUACCCUUGCGGGCGCGCGUGCUGCGGCUGGCCAACAACCGCAUCAAGUCACUCAUGCUGCCCUCGAAAGGGGAAGGCUGGGACAGCCUGCUGAUGCUUGAUGUUCAUGGCAAUGAGAUUUCAUCCAUUGAUCAAGUGGUCGGUACACGCUCCCUGCGGUCGCUGAUGGCGCUCCACCUGACGAACAACCACCUGAACCGGCUGGCCUCGCACGUGCUCCAACACUUGAGCGCCCACAAGAUGGACGACCUGCGCCUGAGUGGCAACCCCUGGCUGUGCAGCUGCGAAACCGUCAGCUUUGCCACUUGGCUCCAGGACAACAAGAAGGUCAAGGACGUGGAGGAGAUCCGCUGCUCGGAGGGCAGUCCCGGGCCCCUCACAGGCCGGAAAAUCUACUCGCUGCCCAAGUCAGACCUGUGCCCACAGCCUACGGACUGGACACAGGGCCUGCUAGAUGCGCUCAGCAUCCUCAUGGCCAUUGCCAUCAUCGCCAUCCUUGCCAAGCUGGCACGUGAUUAUUGGCGCCAGAAGCGGACGGGCAAGCUGCCCACCUUCUUCAGCUUUGUGUGAGCCAGGUCUGGAUGCUGCCUCAAAUUUUUGCCACUUGAGAUGCA
This is a messenger RNA of Rhipicephalus sanguineus (brown dog tick), 2040 nucleotides long. RefSeq names its product protein halfway. Gene Ontology annotation, cellular component: plasma membrane. The transcript has 9 exons. The record is from RefSeq and is a predicted model, not a curated record. Bases 350 to 1996 code for a protein of 548 amino acids. Lineage: Eukaryota; Metazoa; Arthropoda; Arachnida; Ixodida; Ixodidae. Gene Ontology annotation, molecular function: protein binding.